Messenger RNA from Naumovozyma castellii, 1215 nucleotides. It is a transcript of the gene NOP13, whose product is annotated as Nop13p. Bases 1 to 1215 code for a protein of 404 amino acids. Lineage: Eukaryota; Fungi; Ascomycota; Saccharomycetes; Saccharomycetales; Saccharomycetaceae. The record is from RefSeq and is a predicted model, not a curated record. The transcript has a single exon.
AUGAGUGACGUUGAACAAACAAUGCCAAAAACUGAAGAAGUUCCAGUAACGAUGGAAGACGAAACUAAGAAGGAACAAAUAGCAAAGGCUCUUUUAGAUCCCACAAAGAAAAGAAAGGCCGAAGAUGAGAUUGAAAUUGAUAUGCAGAGUUCUGUUCCUUUGUCAAAGAAACAAAAACGUUUGUUGAGAAGAGGUAAGAUCACAUUAGAAGAAUUAAAUGCUAAAUAUAAUAUUGAUCCUUCAUCCAUUGAAGAAUAUAAAAAGGAAGCGGAAGUUAAAACUAAGGCAGAAAAGGAAGGUGAAGCACCAGAUGGUAACACAAGUGACGAAAAGGGAGAAGUGAAGGAAAAGAAGCCAAAGAAGGAGAAAGAGAAGAAAUUUGGAGUCUGGAUCGGUAAUUUAACCUUUGAUACUACUAAGGAAGAAUUAAUCAAACUCUUCACCGCAAAGACCAGAGAAAAUGAAGUCGGCAAAGUUACAGAAGAAGAUAUCGUUAGAGUUCACAUGCCAUUAGCUCAUAACGAUGGUAAGAAGAUUAAAAAUAAGGGAUUUUGUUACAUGGAUUUUAAGACAAACGAACAAAUGGAAUCUAUUAUCAAAUUAAGUGAAUCCCAAUUGAAUGGAAGAAAUAUGUUGAUCAAAGACUCAAAGAGUUAUGAAGGUAGACCGGAUAAGAAUGAUCUAGUUUCUCUAUCGAAGAAUCCUCCUUCGAGAAUUCUAUUUGUCGGUAAUCUUUCCUUUGAUACUACAGAUGAGCUUCUAAAAAAACAUUUCCAACACUGUGGUGAGAUUGUUAAGAUACGUAUGGCUACAUUCCAAGAUAGUGGUAAGUGUAAAGGUUUUGCAUUUAUUGAUUUCAGAAGUGAAGAGGGUGCCACAAACGCUCUAAAGGAUAAGACAUGUAGAAAGAUAGCAGCAAGACCCAUUAGAAUGGAAUAUGGUGAAGAUAGAAGUAAGAGACAAGUUAAAAGAAGAGAUCCAGUGGAGCCAAGAAAAUCCUUCGACAUUCCAAGUCAUAAUCAAGAAAGAAAAUCAGAUUUCCGUUCUGAAGAUAAGCCUUCAACACCACAUAGGACAGUAAAGAAGGCCAGUACAACCCGUAGGAAUCAUGUUGAUUCAAAUAACAGAGUGAAAAGUAGUGUUGCUUUAAGAUCGGCUCAAAGAGGUUCAGCUGCAAUUGUUCCAUCUCAAGGUAAGAAAGUGACAUUUGGUUAA